UAGUGUUGCUGGACUCGGCACAGGACUCGGCCAAACAGGCAAGUCUGGCCUGGACAACUUACAAGUCGGAGUCAGUGUCUCCCGUCCCUGGACAACCAGAGAACCUGGGAUGGAUGGAGGCCACAGUCAACAUGGAGAGUUUCUCGGAGCCGCUGAGGACCUACUCGUCCUGUUACGUCAAGACCUCAAACGUGGACAACUGGCUCAGGCUGCCGUACGUGGAGAGGGGCGGGGCCAACUCACUGCACAUCGACCUCACGUUCACCAUGAGAAAGUGCUCGCGAAUCGUGGACUCCUCCAACCUACAGCAGUGCAAGGAGACCUUCAACCUCUUCUACUUCGAGGCCGACUCUGACUUCGCCAACACCAUGAGGCCGUCCUGGGACGCCAUCACCUACAACAAGGUGGACAAGAUAGCCGCCGACAAGCUCUUCGUGGACUACAGUGAAAAAGAAUUCAACACAGAAACCCGACAGAUCGCCCUUACCCCUCAGGGCCCCCGCGGUGUCUACUUCGCCAUCCAAGACGAAGGAGCCUGUGUGACGCUGGUCAGGGUUCGAGUCUACUACAUCACCUGCCCCAACAUCACCAAGAACUUUGCCUUCUUUGAGGAGACCCCCACGGGCGACAAGACCUACUCCCUGGUGGAGAAGAAGGGCGUCUGUGUGGAGCACGCCACCCAACGCUCCCCUCUUUCCUACCCCUGCAGGAACGACGGGGUCUGGUUUGACGACCCCAAGGGCGAGUGUGUUUGCGAUCCAGGGUAUGAGGGCAACCAGGCCGGCACCCAGUGUACAGCGUGUCCAUCUGGCGAGUACAAGUGGUCUGAAGGCAUGGGCCCCUGUCAGACCUGCCCCGGGUACAGCUACUCCAACGGGGGCGCCGCCGAGUGCACGUGCCAGCAGAAUUACUUCAGAAGUGCCAAGGAUGCCAAGUCUGCGCCAUGCACAC
Messenger RNA from Candidula unifasciata, 951 nucleotides. The record is from the annotation of a GenBank genome assembly. NCBI's taxonomy places the organism in Eukaryota, Metazoa, Mollusca, Gastropoda, Stylommatophora, Geomitridae.